CCUCACGUAAUCAACUGUCAACAUUGACUUUUUCCGUUCUUGUCACUUGUUUGUAGUUGAGUUAGUCGCGCAGGGGAGAAAACGGCGAUGCAGGAGAUUUUCCAAAGGUCGAUGGCAUUCUCCUGACUGCAGAAAACGGGCCGGUGUCGUCUUCCUUGGUGUAGACCCAGAGUGGAAAAAUGGAAGAAGAGGCUCUUGAUAAAAAUGCACACAUCAACCAUUUGCCCAACGAGAUCCUCGAGUACAUCAUCAGCCUCCUCCUCCCGUACCAGGAUCUCGAACAAUGCCAGCUCGUCUGCAAGAGGUGGCAGAUUGUUGUCAAAAGUGUCAUAAAGCAUAAAAAAUUGGAGUUCUACCGGGCCAUAAGCAAUUUUUGUAUUCAAUGGGUGGAUGAAGAGGAAAGUGUAAACCCUGUUAUAACCAAACGCUACUUCCACUCUGCUUGCAGUCACGAAAAUGCUAUGUACGUGUUUGGUGGAUGUGCCUGUGCAAGUACAACAUUCAACGAUCUCUGGAAGCUUGACCUAUCAACAAGGAGUUGGAGCAGGCUGCUCACGAUGGGCAGCUAUCCAUGUCCGAAGGCAUGUGCCACCCUUGUUUAUUAUAACAAUACACUGAUAUUGUACGGGGGUUGGACCUACCCUUCGCCAUAUCCCUUGCACCAGCCCUGGACUAUCUUCAACGAGCUGCACGUGUAUGAUAUAGUAGCAAAUAGAUGGAGUGCCAUAACAUCAACAGUCACCCCUCCUUCAAUGGCAGGCCAUACCGCCACUGUCCAUGGCAACAACAUGGUGGUAUUUGGUGGUUUAGAUGGACACAACAGUGUAUCAAAUGAUGUUUGGUGUCUCAAUUUAAAAACAAUGUCAUGGUGCAAAAAAGACACGUCAGACAAAAGACCCCAUGCUCGGUAUAAACAUUCGCAAAUUGCUAUUGAUGAAGACCAUUUAAUUAUUUUAGGAGGCUAUAUUGGUCCACCGAAUAUGAUGUCAAACGAUGUCUGGUUGUUGACGAUGACUGGAAAGGUUUGGGUUUGGUCGUCCAUAACUAUAAAUAAUACCCAAUGGGCUGCCUCCCAUCUCUGGUGUCAUCCAGCUUGCAAAGUAGACGAUUUUGUCGUUGUACUGAGCAGAAAUCCAGAGUCAUCUCCAACCCCUUUAGCAUACACAAGAUGGGCCAUUAACUCCCAUACCAGGAAUCACCAAAGGAGGCCUUUCGAAGAACAAAAUUUAAAUAAUGGGAGGAAUGGUGAUGAAGUAUUAAGAGGGAAUUCAAACAACUGUGCCAGGAUAGACCGAGACGUCAAUGUAAAUGGCAGAAGAGGAAGUUUCAUAUCAAGGGUCUGGAUGAUCGAUAGACCUGCGAACCCUUGGAAUCCGCGCCGUGCCUCAGAGCCUUCUUCUGGUAGAAUUUCAACUAAUGCGAUACAUUUGAACAGCAUUCGAGGGUAUAUGCUACCAAAUCUGCGGAAUCAAGAAAAGAGGUUAGAUGUUUUACGAAAAAUGGAGGAAAAGAUACGGCAAAUCAAAAAAGACAGUAAAAGGUCGAAACACCCCAAGAUGGCCAUGUUCGUCCUGAACAUUUCCAAAAUCCUCGAGGAGAAACCCGAGGCCGAUUGGCUGCCGUUGAGGAGAGUCGCGGAGGGAAGCCCUGAGCCCACGAUCUUCUACACGCUCGUCAAAGGAAAUGGUGAGCUCAUCAUGUUUGGUGGAAUCAAAAAGGACGCAAGUGCUGUCCAGUCGAGCCAGUCCCAGCAGAGCUCAGAUGAAGCAGACAUCGUGUCUAAUUCUCUACAUUUCAUUACCGCACCUGUCACUACUGUGUAAAAAAAAAAUCAUGUUUAUCUAUGUACAUUUUAAUAUUUAUCUUUAUUCUGUAUAGCCAGUAAUUAUUAUAAUUUCUUUAAACUUGAUUAUUCUGUUUUCCUUCUGUUUGGCGCUACGUUCACAAAAUGCUGUGCAUUCAAGUUUUGCAACACCAUAAUAAAAAUACAAAAAUGCAUGUACAAAUUUUGAUUUGAAAAAGAAAAAUUGUGAUUUAAGUUGAAGGAAUGUUAGGUAAAUAUUAAGGCAUGUAACAUAUCGAUAAGUUAAGAAUGGACAGCGUUAUUACAUUUUAGAAGUCUAACAUUAAUUCAGGGCAACAUUAUCAUGUACAUAUUAUAAAUAAAUGUUGUUUUUAUCGUAUAAAA
Messenger RNA from Cimex lectularius (bed bug), 2188 nucleotides. It is a transcript of the gene Fbxo42, whose product is annotated as F-box only protein 42. Gene Ontology annotation, molecular function: protein binding. Bases 180 to 1823 code for a protein of 547 amino acids. The transcript has 9 exons. NCBI's taxonomy places the organism in Eukaryota, Metazoa, Arthropoda, Insecta, Hemiptera, Cimicidae. The record is from RefSeq and is a predicted model, not a curated record.